CGUACAGCAGUCACAUAAAUCGAAGAGCACACAGACCACCAUUAAAAUUUAUCUGAAAAUUGAGCAGUGGGCGAUCGGAGAAAAUCAUCGCGCCGCGCACGCCUUUCUUUCCACUUUAGUAGCUCCAUUAAAGCAGCAAAAAGCCCCAAGAAGGCGUUUGCUGCGGGGAGGGAUGUCAGACCUAGACCGGCAAAUCGAGCAGUUGAAGAACUGUGAACCGCUCAAAGAGUCUGAAGUCAAGGCACUUUGCUUGAAAGCCAUGGAAAUCCUCGUCGAAGAAAGCAACGUUCAAAGGGUGGAUGCUCCUGUUACCAUAUGUGGCGACAUCCAUGGGCAGUUCUAUGACAUGAAAGAGCUAUUUAAAGUUGGUGGUGAUUGUCCAAAGACUAACUAUUUGUUUCUUGGAGAUUUUGUGGACAGAGGAUUCUACUCCGUGGAGACCUUUUUGCUUUUACUUGCCCUAAAGGUGAGAUAUCCUGAUCGGAUAACAUUGAUUAGGGGCAAUCAUGAGAGCCGACAGAUUACACAGGUAUACGGAUUCUAUGAUGAGUGCCUGAGGAAGUAUGGCUCUGUCAAUGUUUGGAGAUAUUGCACCGAUAUAUUUGAUUACUUAAGUUUGUCCGCACUCAUCGAGAACAAAAUAUUUUCCGUUCAUGGUGGUCUUUCUCCUAACAUCAACACGUUAGAUCAGAUUCGAACGAUUGAUCGGAAGCAAGAAGUACCCCAUGAUGGUGCCAUGUGUGACCUAUUGUGGUCCGAUCCAGAGGACAUUGUGGAAGGCUGGGGUUUAAGUCCCCGUGGUGCUGGUUUCUUGUUUGGUGGCAGUGUCGUUACUUCUUUUAACCACACCAAUAAUAUCGAUUACAUUUGUCGUGCACAUCAGUUGGUAAUGGAAGGUUUUAAAUGGAUGUUCAAUAACCAGAUAGUUACGGUCUGGUCAGCUCCAAAUUACUGUUACAGGUGUGGUAAUGUAGCUGCCAUUCUUGAGCUGGAUGAGAAUCUGAAUAAACAGUUUCGAGUAUUUAAAGCAGCUCCACAGGAAUCAAGAGGGGCUCCGGCUAAAAAACCGCCACCGGAUUACUUUCUAUGAUAGUGGAUUCCAUGAAUUCUUUACCCCAUGGUUCCGGUACGCAUGCAUUUACUAGGAAGUUGAUUGUAUACUUUACAAUGAAGGCACCCAAAGGAUCAAUUGACGGAUCUGCACCUGGCUCAUGGUUGGGCUGCCGUAAUGGUGCAUCACUGCAUCCCGAUUUCAUUAGCCGUUCUCAUUUGAUCCCGUUUGCCCUCAAGAAAGUUCGGCUCACGAUUGUGUUAAGGAGUAGUGUUAAUGUGUGUUAGUAUUGUUGUGCGUACCCAAUUAUUUCGAAAGGUGUGGUCUCAUUCUGUAGAGCUUUAAAACGCAUACCUUUGAUUGUGGGAAACUAGUGGCGGUGAAGCGCCGCCACAUUCCGCCAAUGGUUCGGUUUGGGAUGGUGGUGGUGCAAGUGACUUUGGGAGAGUGAAGUUGGCAUAUGGAUCUUAUAAAACACCUUUCCAGUUGCUUGUGUUUAGUUUAUAUUCUAUCAUCAUCUUUCUUGAAGAUCUAAA
Messenger RNA from Cynara cardunculus var. scolymus (artichoke), 1587 nucleotides. Its product is annotated as serine/threonine-protein phosphatase PP-X isozyme 2. Gene Ontology annotation, biological process: peptidyl-serine dephosphorylation; double-strand break repair via homologous recombination. Gene Ontology annotation, molecular function: protein serine/threonine phosphatase activity. Lineage: Eukaryota; Viridiplantae; Streptophyta; Magnoliopsida; Asterales; Asteraceae. The transcript has 8 exons. Gene Ontology annotation, cellular component: nucleus; cytoplasm. The record is from RefSeq and is a predicted model, not a curated record. The coding region runs from base 173 to 1090 and encodes 305 amino acids.